AUGGCUGCGCCGUCAGCCCCCGAAAAUCAAGAACGUUUGCAGACCGACAAUGUGAUUAUGGAGGAACCACCGACUGAGUCGGAUGUUCUGACAAGUGACAACGAGAGGACCCUUAUUCUUCAACUUCUUCUUCAAUGGCAUCAUGCGAAGGACAGUAAACCAGCGUACUGCCGACAUCGCCCUAGCACCACCGAGCUGCCCCUGACCGCUUUCGAGUACUUCGACGAUGCCGACGAUGAUGACGAUGUUAUAUUGAUUUUUGACGAGUUUUACAUGAUGUUGUUAUUUGGCCUUUCCAAGCAGAAUCGACAAACUGUUAAGGUUUUAACAGUCUUGUCGUUUCUGUCCUUUGUGCUAAUAUCCGUACCUAACAGUGCAUCGUUAUUGAGUCGGGUGGUGGAAGAAUCCUCUGUACAAACCAUUGUGCCUGUGCCUAUAACCGUAAAGAAGAAGGAUUCAAGUACAAAAUUUCAAAACUUCAGAAACAUAAUGGAACAAUCAGCGAACGCAUUGCGAAGAAACAUUGCUUUCCAUGCAGUUUGA
Necator americanus (New World hookworm) is the source of this 543-nucleotide messenger RNA. RefSeq lists its product as uncharacterized. The transcript has 5 exons. NCBI's taxonomy places the organism in Eukaryota, Metazoa, Nematoda, Chromadorea, Rhabditida, Ancylostomatidae. The record is from RefSeq and is a predicted model, not a curated record. Bases 1 to 543 code for a protein of 180 amino acids.